Elephantulus edwardii (Cape elephant shrew) is the source of this 960-nucleotide messenger RNA. RefSeq names its product olfactory receptor 13C3-like. Gene Ontology annotation, biological process: G protein-coupled receptor signaling pathway. The record is from RefSeq and is a predicted model, not a curated record. The coding region runs from base 10 to 960 and encodes 316 amino acids. Gene Ontology annotation, molecular function: G protein-coupled receptor activity; olfactory receptor activity. Gene Ontology annotation, cellular component: membrane. The transcript has a single exon. Lineage: Eukaryota; Metazoa; Chordata; Mammalia; Macroscelidea; Macroscelididae.
GCUGGUGACAUGGAUAAGUUUAACCAGACAUUUCUGAAAGAUUUCAUUCUUCUGGGUCUCUCUGGGUACCCCAAGCUUGAGAUCAUUUAUUUCGUUCUAAUCUUAUUGAUGUAUCUAGUGAUACUAAUUGGCAAUGGUGUUCUCAUCAUAGCAAGCAUCUUUGAUUCCCGUCUCCACACCCCCAUGUACUUCUUCUUAGGCAACCUCUCUUUUCUAGAUAUCUGCUACACAUCCUCUUCUGUUCCCUCAACCUUGGUAAGCUUAAUCUCGAAGAAAAGAACAAUUUCCUUCUCUGGAUGUGCAGUACAGAUGUUCAUUGGGUUUGCAAUGGGAUCAACAGAGUGUUUGCUUCUUGGCAUGAUGGCUUUUGAUCGCUAUGUGGCCAUCUGUAACCCUCUGAGAUACUCCAUCAUCAUGCACAAAUUGGUGUAUGUGCUGUUGGCUUCUGUGUCUUGGCUGUCUGGUGGAAUCAACUCGAUUGUGCAAACAACCCUUGCCAUGCAAUUGCCUUUCUGUGGGAAAAACAUUAUCAAUCAUUUCACCUGUGAAAUACUAGCUGUUCUCAAGCUUGCCUGUGCUGAUAUAUCCCUUAACAUUAUCACCAUGGUGGUAUCAAAUAUGGCCUUCUUGGUUCUUCCACUGGUCAUUAUUUUUUUCUCCUACUUGUUUAUUCUUUACACCAUCUUGAGAAUGAGCUCGGCCACAGGACGGCGCAAGGCAUUUUCCACCUGCUCAGCACAUCUGACUGUGGUGAUCAUAUUUUAUGGUACCAUUUUCUUUAUGUAUGCAAAACCCAAGUCCCAAGACUCGCUUGGUGAGGACAAGUUGCAAGCACUUGACAAACUCAUUUCCCUCUUUUAUGGGGUAGUAACCCCCAUGCUGAAUCCUAUAAUCUAUAGCUUGAGGAAUAAGGAUGUAAAAGCUGCUGUGAAAUAUCUGCUGAACCGCAAGCCUACCUGA